Messenger RNA from Zingiber officinale, 3212 nucleotides. RefSeq names its product receptor-like protein kinase FERONIA. The coding region runs from base 324 to 2987 and encodes 887 amino acids. Gene Ontology annotation, molecular function: ATP binding; protein kinase activity. Lineage: Eukaryota; Viridiplantae; Streptophyta; Magnoliopsida; Zingiberales; Zingiberaceae. The record is from RefSeq and is a predicted model, not a curated record. Gene Ontology annotation, biological process: protein phosphorylation. The transcript has 2 exons.
UGGCACGGCGACGCGGUUGCGUUCGUAGGGAAGGGAAGAGAGCUGCCACGCGAUUUGAAGGCGGAGGAGGGACAGUGAUCGAAGAGCUGGAAACCAAAAAAGAGCAGCGAGCUAAAGCUUCAGGUGCUGUUCUCGUUCGCCUCGCGGAUCGCAUCGGUGGAUUUUGUAGAGAUGCUACUGUUUCUCUGAUGGUUCUGUUGAGAGUUCGAGAGCUUGAGUGAAAUCCCUAGGGUUUCUUGCAAGAUCCCCUUUUUGUUGCUGUAGCUAGGGUUUCUUUCUUCCUAGAUCGGAGUCCCUUCUUGUUGGAAACCUCAUCUUCUCACAUGAGGAACCAUUUCAGAUGGCCUUCGGCCUUUCUCCUUGCUUCCUUCCUCUUCUUCUUGGUAGUCGCGGCGGCGCCGGUCUUUGUCGCCGCCGCUGAUAACUCUACGUACGUCCCCAGGGAUUACAUCCUCCUGAACUGUGGAUCCUCUGGGCAUGCCAUUGACUCAGAUUCCCGGGAUUGGAACGGGGACACCGGAUCAAAGUUUGCAUCUUCCCUAAAUGCCGACGGCUUCACUGCGUCCGAGCAAGACCCCUCAGUCCCGGAAGUACCUUACAUGACUGCCAGGAUCUUCACCUCCCCAUUCACCUACUCCUUCCCUGUUGGUCCUGGACGCAAGUUCAUUCGCCUCUACUUCUACCCUGCGAAUUACUCCAGCCAUGCCCCGUCCGACGCCUUCUUCAGCGUCACCUGCAACAACCACACCCUUCUCAGCAAUUUCAGCGCCUUCCUGACCGCUAAUUCUCUCAAUUAUGUCUACCUCAUGCGUGAAUACUCGGUUAAUACCUCUACUGAUGGUCUGAACCUCACCUUCACCCCAUCAAACUCUCAUCCACAUUCCUUUGCUUUCAUCAAUGGUAUUGAGAUUGUGUCAAUCCCUGAUAUCUUCACCUUAGGAAAUCCUCAGCUUGUCACGGGUGGAGCUCCUAUUCCAUACACUGUAGAUCCAGACAUAGCAAUGGAGACCAUGUAUCGGCUCAAUGUCGGCGGGCAAUCUCUUUCCCCUAUCAAGGAUUCAGGCUUGUAUCGUGUUUGGACUGAUGAUUCAGAAUACAUUUUUGGGGCUGCUUUCGGAGUAACUUACUCCAAGGAUCCCAAUGUCACAAUUACUUACACCACCAGUGUUCCAAACUACACUGCGCCAUUGGAUGUUUACUCAACUGCGCGAUCGAUGGGGCCUGAUGCACAUGUCAACCUGAACUACAACCUCACAUGGAUUGUUACAGUCGAUGCUAACUUCUAUUAUCUUGUAAGGUUCCAUUUCUGUGAGAUACAGUAUCCGAUUACGAAGCAAAAUCAGAGGGUAUUUGAUAUCUAUGUUAGCAACCAGACUGUUUGGCAAGAAGCAGAUGUAAUUGCAUGGAGUGGUGGAAUAGGUAAGCCUGUCUUUGAGGACUAUGUUGUGGUAACAUCAGGAAGUGGACAGAUUGAUAUGUGGAUUGCGCUCCAUCCAGAUGUUAGACUUAAACCGCAAUACUAUGAUGCAAUCUUGAAUGGACUUGAGGUCUUUAAGAUUCAAGAUGGUAAUGCUAGUCUUGCUGGACUUAAUCCGCUGCCAAGGCCUGAACCGCAGGUGGAUGCUAACAGGAUUUAUAGGCAGUCCACAAGCCACAAGAGUAGAGCUGCAGCAAUUGCUGGCGGAGUGGUUGGAGGGUUCGCUUUGUUCAUUGUCGGUUUUUGCCUUGUGGGGUUCUACAGGCGUCGCAAGGUGGGAGGAAAGGAUGCAGUUAGCAGCGAUGGGCCUUCCGGUUGGCUUCCUCUCUCACUGUAUGGAAAUUCUCAUUCAGCUACAUCAGCCAAAACAAAUGCCACUGGCAGUUAUGCCUCAUCGCUCCCUACCAACCUCUGCCGCCACUUUUCAUUCGCAGAGAUAAAGGCUGCAACGAAAGGUUUUGAUGAAUCCCUCCUCCUUGGGGUUGGUGGAUUCGGAAAGGUCUACCGUGGGGUGAUAGAUGGCGGGACAAUGGUUGCUAUAAAGCGUGGUAAUCCAAUGUCCGAGCAAGGUGUUCAUGAGUUCCAGACUGAGAUUGAGAUGCUCUCGAAGCUCCGCCACCGGCAUCUUGUCUCCUUGAUUGGUUAUUGCGAAGAGAAUUGUGAGAUGAUCCUCGUUUAUGAUUAUAUGGCGCAUGGCACACUGCGAGAGCACUUAUACAAGACUCAGAAGCCACCCCUCACCUGGAGGCAGCGGCUUGAGAUUUGUAUCGGAGCUGCCCGUGGACUGCACUAUCUCCAUACGGGCGCGAAGUAUACCAUCAUCCACCGAGAUGUGAAGACCACAAACAUCCUGCUAGAUGAGAAAUGGGUUGCUAAGGUUUCAGAUUUUGGUCUUUCCAAGACUGGUCCUACAUUGGAUCACACCCAUGUCAGUACAGUCGUGAAGGGUAGUUUUGGAUAUCUUGACCCAGAGUACUUUAGGAGGCAGCAACUCACCGAGAAAUCUGAUGUUUACUCGUUCGGGGUUGUGUUGUUUGAGGUUCUUUGUGCUAGACCAGCUCUUAACCCUGCACUUUCGAAGGAACAAGUAAGUUUGGCUGAGUGGUCAGUGCACUGCCAGAAGAAGGGAAUACUCGAUCAAAUAAUUGAUCCUUUCCUGAAGGGCAAGAUUGCUCCUCAGUGUCUCAAGAAGUUUGCAGAAACUGCCGAGAAGUGCGUGGCAGACGUCGGAACGGAACGACCAUCCAUGGGUGAUGUGCUCUGGAACCUUGAAUUUGCCCUCCAGCUGCAGGAGAGUGCUGAGGAAAGUGGCAUUAUCAGUGCCAGCAUGUCUGAUGAAACUCUGAUGAUCAGGAAGAAAGAAAUUGAUGAUCCAUCCAUGGAACCGAGUAUCACAACUACAUCAACCACCUCAAUCAGUAUCGGAGGGCAGAGUCUAGCGAGUGAGGACUCUGAUGGUCUGACUCCUAGUGCUGUAUUCUCACAGAUCAUGAAUCCAAAGGGAAGGUGAGCGCAAAGGUGCUUUGGUGCUUCAAUCUUCGACAUGGAACCUAGCCCGUUCAUUCAUUUUGAUUUCAUAUCUCUUUAAAGUGUAUUUGUUAAGUUUGCAUUGUAAUGUUAUUCGAUAUCUAGUUUUUAAGUAACACGUAGAACUUGAGUGUAUCUUGGAUUGUGUACUUUUAAGAAUAUAAUGGUUGUAUCGAGAAAAUAAAAGGUGGUAGUUUUGUUACUAGAA